AUGAAAUCUUAAGUUGAAUAAUGUGAAUUAUUGUUAAAAUAAUAACAAUAUUAAGAAUUAUCAAAUGAAGUUAGCAGGAUGUUAGAGGAAGAAAGAGAUUCGGAAGAGGAGAUCUAAUAAAAGCUAGAGUAAUACCAAGAAUAAGUAAAGUACUUGGAAUAAUUGAAAAAAGAAGAAGAAACAUUAAAUGAAUAUUACUCCGAAUAUUUCAACCAUAUAGAGCAGGAAAAACAAAUACUCUAGUAAAUUGAAAAUGAAAUAUAGAUUUAAAAAUAAAGGGAAAUUUAGUUAUAGAUCGAUUUAAAAGUAGCUGCUGAACAAGAGCAAAUAAUCAAAAAGAGAACUUUAUGA
Messenger RNA from Paramecium tetraurelia, 351 nucleotides. RefSeq lists its product as uncharacterized. Lineage: Eukaryota; Ciliophora; Oligohymenophorea; Peniculida; Parameciidae. The transcript is spliced from 3 exons. The record is from RefSeq and is a predicted model, not a curated record.